AAAGAUCUGCGGGAGGAUUUCUACGAGUCGCAAAAGUUAUACACUUCACUUACACUUUUCUUCUUUCGGUACACGUGGCCAUAAAAUGUUGCAUAUAGAGGGAUGGCCCUUAGGUUUUGUGACGCUGAGUUGCAGAAGCGUUUGGCUGGUGUGAAAUCCCCCCCUCCCGCCUGAGUCAGAGCUGUGCACGGAGCUCUUGACUCUGAGACUUGAGCACUCUGUCGUAAACCUUGCUGCUGCUUCCAUAAAAGAACAAAUACCGUGUGCAGCCCUCGGGCUUCUUGGGGUUUGUAAGGAACCUGACAGCCGAAGGGGUCUUUGUUCUGUGGUGUAGAAAGGGAUGCAAUAAAUGUGUGUAAUGUUUGUGUUUAACUGGGGCUGAGGCCUUCUAGCUUAUGAAUCCUUUAGAACUUUUUCUAAUAAUGAAACAGAGAACAUUAUCCAAGUUCGAAGUGAUCUGGGGUGUCUGGCACUGGCAGAAAGAGGGAAGUGCUUGAAGGCAGCAUGAGAGAGUCUUGGAAGGCCUGCAGUGAUGUCUACAAGGUUCAAUGAUUAUGCUGCAUUAGACAGAAGGAGUAUUCUUUAUCUGUGACUUGAGGUGCCACGAGGAUUUUUAUGUGCAGAGGAAUUAAAGUGAAUGAAGUAUUUUUAUUGACUGUAGCUGCAACAGGAUGUAUAAGGUAUCCUGAUGGGCAUAUGACAAAGAUUUGUGGAUUGGAAUGGGUGAGAUUUGAGGAAGAAACUAUGCUGAAGGACAGAAAAGUUAAGACUGCCUGGCCUGAAACGGAAUAUUGUCGUAACUAUUAAAGGGCAUAAUGCAGAAUCCUUUAGCAUUUUCUACAGGUGGUGUUUUUUUGCAUGCUAAUCCUGCAGAGAAACAUUGUGUCCAACAAAGUAUGCUGUGUCAGCAAAACCAAGAAACUCGUGCUGGAAAGACAGUAUCCACAGAUAAACACAAAUGUCCUUCGGAUACAAGACAAAGUUUUCAGAAUAAAAGCCAGUUUAGGACCAUUGCUCCAAAAAUGGUACCAAAAAUGUUAACAUCUGGAGUGGUUUCUUGUCUUCAGUCAUCUUUGCCUGAGCAAAAUACACCAAUAUCAGCUGCAGGUUCUAAACCGCUGGUGGUGCCAACUCAAAACUAUGCUGUCAUGCAAGUGGCUGGUCAUGAGGGGACCUUUUCUCUGCUGGCCUUACUGUAUGUUGCCCCUGCCCUAACACAGGAAGUCCAGCAGUCAAACGUGUCCCGUCCUGAAACCCUGAAGCUGCCUAUCCCUAGGUACAAGUCUGUAAGAAAUAAAUUGCCAAGUGACAAAAAACCAUCAAAACUCUCUGGUUUGGGUGCAUGUAACAAGACUCCUACCAAAGCAUCGAUCUUGACAGAGACUUCCCAUGUGACUACUUUAACUAAAGACUGUCCUGAAACUCAUUGUAGUUCACGUUCAAAUGAGCAAGCAACGCUGACAGACCGUGACUCAGCUGAAAUUACAGUUGCCACAUUAGUAAAUAAAAGCAGUUGUGUGGAGUCUGGAUCUGCUUUAGUGAACAAAACUGAAAUUGCUAACAGUAAUGUUUCUAGACCAUGUGUAGUUAAAGACUCUUUAUCCAAGCCAGUGAGUACAAUUAAUCCCAUGAAACUAAGUCUCUGCUCUGUGAAGACAGCAUCUAAAACCACAAGAGAGUCAUUCAUAAUGUCUGAGAAACUGAAGGAAAAACCCACAAAUUCUGCAAAUUCUGUUGCUAUCCUGUCACCAGCAGGUUUUGGCAGUACAAUACAGAUGACUCCAUCGGCACCAAAAGGAAAACUUCCUAUUUUGCCUUACUCAAGGGUGAAAAAUUCAGUGUUCUGUAAAUCGAAGCAGAAUACUAAUGUGACGGCUGUAUCUGGUCCUUCACUGAGGUCUGAGUGUGAAAAGAUACCAGCUUUAGCAAAACCUUUCCAUGUUCCUACUAAAGCAUCCGAUAAGCGAUUAGCUGUGUCGUUUACACAAGUCUCCAAACAAACUAUCCGAGAAAAUACCUUCUCUCCAUCCAAUAAAGGGGAUGCCAACGUUCUUAAAAAAUUGAACAGUGCAACCUCAAAAAGAAGAGGCAAGAAAAGAAGAGCCCCUGAUGAUUUAUUGGCUUUUCAGACCAAGCGAAAGAAAUGCAUACUAAAUAAGAUUAGAGAAGGAAGAGAGAGACCAAAAGUUGAUCUUCCGCCACCUGAAGGCAAAAAGGCAGAGGCAGUGAAAAAAUACCGUAGCAUUAGACCAAAACCAAUGGUGGCAGUACAGGCUUUUGCACCACUGAUGUGUGCAGCUGUGGUAGACACCCUGUCUCCUAACCAUUUAGACCAAGAUAUUUUUUUAAGUAGUUCACUUCCCAAUAAAUACUUGAGUUACAAGCACAGUGAUGCUACAUCAGCUAAAUCAGGUGAUGUGGGUAGAAAUGCGUGCUCAGUCGCACCCAAGCCAUCACAUAAAUGUCAUGUGUGUAACCACACCUUCCAGUUCAAACACCAUCUUCAGGACCACAUGAACACACACACAAACAAACGGCCCUACAGUUGCCGUGUUUGCCGGAAGGCGUAUCUUCAUUCUGGAAGCCUGAGCACACAUAUGAAGCUUCAUCACAAUGAAGACAAACCCAAGAAGCUCGUUUGCUGUGAGUUCUGUGCUAAAGUUUUUGGCCACGCUAAAGUGUAUUUUGGCCACCUCAGAAAAGUGCACAGGGUUGUUAUCAGCACAGAGCCCUCUACCAGUGAGCAACAGCUGCAAGAUGCUUUAAAGAAGAGAGACAGAAAUGUGAAAGACGUGGAAGAAGCAACAGAGAGGGGAAAUAAGUGCAAUUUUGAGGACCUAUUCCAUAGCCCGGGAGAAGUGAAAGUACAGAUCAAAUGUGGCCAAUGCCAGUUUAUUGCACAGUCUUUUGGUGAAAUGAAGUUUCACUUAUUGUACAGUCAUGGAGAAGAGAUCCAGGGAAGAGUAAAGGAAGGGGUUUUGCAAGGAAACAGAGGAGCUAAGGGAGAAGCGAUCAAACACACAGCCCACUUCUGGAAGCAGCGCAAUGAGAGAAGACAUUUAGCAAAAUGUGGUGCCCGUGAGGAGCAGUUCUAUACUUUUCCAAAACUGAAAAGACAGAUAUACUUCCACCAUCAAAAUAACAUCGAUACAUUGUCUAAAGGUGAACAGACUCAGCCAGGAGGCAGUGAAGCAGCCAAGGAGAUGCCAAAUAUUGGGUUUGGGACACCAAGCAAGAAACGAGAAGUUUGGUCUAAAGCAGGCUACAACUGCAUUUUGUGUAAACAGUUAUUUGGAAGGAAAGAGGAUCUCCGUAACCAUUGGCAGAGUCAUCACAACUGUGAAGACCCUUCCACUUUAUGGAUGAUUUUUAAUUUGUUGUCGAAACAAGGAGUUAUUGAACUCUCUAAUAAUGGUUAAUAUUGAAGUGUCAAUCCUACAAGGCAAUGGAAAACAUCAAUUGCCUUCCCAAAUUGUUUAUGCUUUUUUUGCUUUGCUGCUAAACUAACUCCAGAGAUGUAUCAAUCAAGAGGUUUGUUUGGUGGAUUUGUUGCUUUAUUUUUUAAGUUAUGCUAACCUUGAUUUUGUUAAAUAUCUUUCCACAUGAAUACAUGCAAGCUGAUUAGGAAACACUCUACUUAAAUUUAAUGCUUAAGGAAUUUACCAGCAGCAAACACUCAAUGCUAAUGACUAACAUCAAGUAAAAAGAUUUUCAAGUUAAAUUAAACCAUUCACACAGAAAUAAAUUAGUUUCUAUGAAGUAAUCUUGGUCUUGAAUGACAUGACAAAUGAGACUGGAUGUGUUAUUUCAGUACCAACCGUGCUUGCAGGUUUUAUGGUAAAUAUACAUUUCCAUGCAAUUCUUGGGAUCAUUUGAAUGUGUACACACAUUCCUUCCUUGGAGGUCCUUCCUUGGGGGUCUUCAAGACCCACUUGGACAUGUUCCUAUGUGACCUGAUCUAGGUGAACCUACUUCUGCAGGGGUGUUGGACUAGAUGAUCUCUAAAGGUCCCUUCCAACCCCUACCAUUCUAUGAUUCUAUGAUUGUAUAUGUGCAGCCAGUGUUCAGGACGUUUAUAGUCUAUGAUUUAAGAGCUUUUAAUUCUUGUUUUAUUGACUUCAGUGUCUUCAGCUAUGUUCAUUGCUUGCAGUUUUGUUAUUAGCAGGUCUUCUAGGUGUUACAUCUCUCCCAGUAACAGCAAGGAUCUUUGGAUUUUGAAAGUGAAAAACCUACAUGUAUUUUUUAGCCUGUAGCUCUUCAGGUUGGAGACAAGUCAGCUGCCACCCAUGAAGAUGGAACCCGCAAAGCUUGACUGCUUUAUGACAAAAAAAACCCCCGUUUGUUUUAAAAAUAGUAAUCUGAGUUGGUUACUCCUGGGAAGUUUGACAUUCUGCAAUAGACUGCAUGUUUCACAAUGAACUUUUAGCAUAUUCCUUGCACCUCCUGUGACAGUAGCGCUACUGCUGCCAAUGCUGUUAGCAAUCUGUCUUUAACACUCUUGUUGUGGAGCUUUUGUACCUGUGCUGUUGACCCAGUCUGUACUUUUAGAGGGGAAUUGUUCUUCUACGUCUGUGGUACAGGUAAUUCUUUUUUUUCCACUUGUGUCAAGAUUUACUGUACUAGAGAAAUUGCAUACAGCAAACCACCCAUCCCUCUGCACGGUUUAAAAUGAGCCACGGCAAACGCAACUCUGACAUGAACAGGCACCAGUGAUGGCAGAGUUGUCCCAUAAAAGUCUGUUCAAAAGGUAUUUGUCAAAAUGGUGGUGCAUCAGAGCCGGCAAUGUAGAUGGAGUGGUUUGGUGGUGGUUAUCACACAGCAGUCACUCCCUCUCAUUUUUUGUGAAAGAAGGAGGACAUUCAGUGAUGGGAGGAAGGAGGUUUGAGAUGAGGGGGAGUGGGUUGCUUUUUUUUUUAAUGGCAAUUUUUAUGUGCAGCCUUUUCUUUUCAUCAUAUUUUUGUACUUCUCUCCCUUUCUGUAGUCCAGGCCAAAUGGGUAAGGAGGUCUCAGCUUUCAGCAAUUUAAAGUCUGAAAACAUGUUUUAAAGUGUAGUUCUAAGCCACUUCUCAGUAUCCUCAUAAAUGUUUAAAAUUAGAAGCCUUUUUUUUUUCUCAGCCUGAAAGCAUUCUUCUGUUUCAGGCUGUUAUGAUUAUGGUAGAUUAUGAAAGGUUGGGAUUUUUGAAAAUAGCUUUGCAUUAAAUACAGAUGUGUCUUUUGUUUAAAAUGUGUUUGUUUUGCAUUUCUGUUCAUUUUGAUAACAUUUGGAGGUAUGAAGUGAGCCUUAUUUACAGCUGUUCAGCGGAAGGGUUGUUAUGAGUACAGUUUGCUGUUUACCUUGAAGCUGGACAAGUUAACAUCUGGUUUUGCACAUAAAUUAUAUUUUUAAAUUGCUAAAACAAAUGUUACUGGUUUCGUAGCUGUAGUUUUGUUCCCUUCUGAUUUUUCAUUAGAUCUCUCUUUCAGCUUCACUCCUUGACUUUAAAGCUGUUCCUCACAUGGAAACUUGUUCCUUCAUCAUCACACCAUAAAUAACCAAAGCUGGAGGAGUUCCAUCGCUUCUCUGGCUUGCAGAGCAUUACCCCUCUCCAGCUGCACAGCUACAGUUUCCUAUGGCUAACUUGACAUAGUUACUGGCAGUAAAUGUUCUACUUCAUUUAUUCAUUAGAAUUUAGAUCUCCGCUGUUUAGCUCCGUCAGAGUUUCUGUCAUACUUCAUUAGAUACUUACUUUAUCUACUGUUCACUGAGCUCUUUAGAGAAAGUGUCAUAAGAAGGAUGAACAGGUAUUUAAGAGAGCAGAUUCCAACCCCAACGUUGUGCAGAUGAUGCUGACGUUUGAGAAUCAGCAGCUUAUCGCGGCUCAGCCGUGUAGUAUAUUAUAUUGCUACAACACAUCCACCUACACACGCAUCUAUUUUGGAACGAAAUGUACACUUCAAAUUCAGCUGUCAGUUAGUAUUCUCAAACCUGUACAAUGUAGGUUUGUGAUUAUUAUGCAUAAAGAUUAAAAUGCUAUUAACUGAAGUAGGUUUACUUGUCAAAUUCCUUAUAGCUCUGAAAAAUGAAAAUCUCUGUGUGCAGAGAAUGACACAGAGAAAAUGUGGGAUCACGGAGGAAAUUCUGAUGGCUUAAAGGUUGUCCUCAUUUCAGUGUGUGCUUUUGUAGCUGAUCUGUCACAUUGUAGGAUUUUCUCCAUGUUUUAUUAAAUUGCCAUAAAAAAUUUUUCUUAGUUAGGAAUACAGAAGACAACCUGAGCCUGCAAGCAAGUUUCAGGGGGAAAAAAAAAAGUGUUUCCUGCCUUUCUUUGUACAGACAGACAUGUCCAUGGAAUGAAAAUAGUCUUACAUGCACACACACAACAUGGGGCAGCAUGCAAGGCUGGGCUCCUGCAUGUGACUGUAUGUGGCUGACUGUUCACAGGAUCACAGAAUCUUAAAGGUUGGAAGGGACCUGGAAAGAUCAUCUAGUCCAACCCAAAUCAUCUAGUCAACCCCGUGUAAAAAUAACUUGAUUUUCAGACUUAAGUGAAUUUCUGGUGCCUUGUUGACAAACCUAGUAGAAUUCCUAAAGAAUGACAAUAGCAUCUUUCUCUAGUCGUGGUUUGCCAUUUUUACUGACUUAGUAGUAUGAGUAGUAUUUUAAAAUAUGGUAGGUCUGGUGCUGUCCAGUACAAAAGGAGCUUUCUCCCUUCCAUUUUUAUCACAUUUUUUUUGACUCUUAUUUGUAGGCAUUAGAGAUGAUGGGAUGAAUUAUGAUUUUUGCUGCCAACAAAUACAGAAACGUUAUUCUGAAAUUAUUUUGCAGAAACUUCCAACUUUAAUCCAGAAUAACAGGUGAAAUCAGUGACAAGAAAAUUUUAUUGACAAGAGACAAGCAAACUGCCCCAUAUGUGGAUUUUUCUGCAUAAUUACACAGCUGUAGAUGAAAAUUUAUACACAAUAGAUCUUCCACUGGUAGGUACAAAUGAGUUUGUUCUUACAAAGAGUUAUUUAGAGGGAUGAAGAGAAGUAAGAGCUAAAAAGUGUUCAUACCUUCUCUUUGACUUGAAUUUUGUGCCAGUCCUGAUCAUGGGCCAAGGUAUGUAGAUACUCACAGACUUUCCAGACAUACAGCACAAUUCAGUGGAGGAAAGGGGAAGAAAUAUGCAAAGGAAGUAGUGCUGAUGAAGGCUGGCACAGCAUAUUGAGUGUAAAGUCAAGCUUCAGUAUGACCAGCCAUUGGUAAUCUGUGUAUGUGGGAGUAUUCUGUAGCUGUAGUCUGAACUUCUCCCUCCACUCACUGUGGUUACAUGGUGCCAGAGUCUGCUCCCACUUCUGAGGUACAUCAGUCCUGAGCACCCUUAGCUUCCCUGGGCACGAGCUCCUCCAAAUGGCACAGAUGGCUUGAUGAAUAUCCUCUUCUUUUGCUGUCUCGGUUACACACUCAUAGUUAACUGAGCCUCAUGCUGUCUGCUGAGACCAGCUGCUGCCAGACUUGAAAUGUGGUCUUUCAGUUUUCCGAGGAAAACGUCUUUUAGCUUUAGUCCAUAAAAAUGAAAUCAAGUGCUGCAUCUGUACUUAGCAAAAUGGGAAAAUAGCUCACUCGGUUUCCUGCAGAUACAACACUGACAAGUAGUAGGAAAAAAGUGGAUUUGCUAUAAGAGAAAGAAACUGCUAAAUGUGAUUUGGGGUCUUUAUGUGCCAUUGCAGAGGACCAGAAUGUCCCGUCAGCUAGUUGGAAUCAGAAUAGAAUCACAGACAUUCCAUAAAAAUGUCUCACAUGGAUGUGAUGGCAUAAAGCAGCAAUUCAGAGAUGCUAUGAUUUCUCUUUCCUAUUUCUUUUUUGUGUGUUUCUCUUCUUGCUUUUUCACUUUUGCUUUUUCUGUUUUCUCUUUGCUAGCCACCCUACCUUUUCAGCCUCCUCUGUGGGCUGUUCUGGCUGAAUGCUAUUUGUAAAUGCCUGUUUCAACAAAGUCAACAUUGUGUCUGGCAUCUUUACUACUAGCCAAAAGCCUGAGCUUGAGUAGCUGUGAAGGCUGCACUGCAGAGUGUUUCAGGAAAGCUUUGGUCGAGGGGACCAGGAGGUGAGCAGGGCCAGCCUUCCUCCUGAGGUACGGCUUAGCACCAGCCUGGCAGCAGAGCAGUGCUUGGCUUUUUGGAAACCAUUUCCCUUGCUGUUCCCACUGGUUCAUUGCCAGCAAUGGAAUCAUGAGUGCAAACAAGGCUUCAGUAUGGCAGCUGAUGCUUUACACGCUCACCUACGCAAUUCUACACUAUUUGUAAAGAAAACACAAGAGUUGUGUCAAAAAGAAUCCCCCUAAACCCAAGUACCGUUGCAGUUUCAACUGGGGAUCCUUCAGAAGUGAGAACUUCUUUUGGCACAGUGCUAUGUCGUUUUUGUUGUAGACCCUGGCCAAGCCUCUUGUCCACCUGCGCCAAGCAGCUUGUGCUCCUUUGACUGCUCUGCUUUUCUGGGACUGGGGCUCUGUGCCUUUCACAUGCAAUGAAUAUACUGCCUUUUUUUUCUGCAGUUGAUUUAGGACAAAAAUAAAGCAUUUUAUUUCCUGUAUGCUAAGUGAUUUUGUGCAGCUUCAGAUACCCAAUCAAGGAGAUCAAUAUACCUUCCUAUUCCUAGAAGCAAUAAAUGGCACGGUGUGGGGGGAAAGCAAUAAAUAUCCCUGUGAUCAUUCUUUUGGAGCAAUGCACUUGCUUUCUACUAGAAGUUUAAUUUCUUCAGGUUUUUAGUUAAAAGCCUUUAUUAAUUUUAAGUAAAGUAAAUACUCUACUAUACUUCGCUAUUCAAAUAAAUCCUUUUUCAGCUCUAAGUCCUUGGAGUCUGAAUCCUGUCCAGCCAUUUUCUGCUAUCUGCCAAUUCCUUGCUAAGUGCAAACCUGACACUCUUGCCAAUAAAUCCACCUUUGUGUCAUUUAAAGUCAUCUGCCAUCAUUUCUGUGGAGCUAAUCAAAGUUUGCAAGAAGACAUUUUUUAAAGGGAACGGGCUCUGGAAUUCAGGUCAUUUAAAUUGUGCAAGUUAACUUAAAGGAAUUGCAGCAAACUGUAAAAUAGAGACGUGACACAGAUUGUUUGAAAGCUCACUUAUUUUUAUUCUCUUUUAUGAGUAAUUAGAGAUUUCCAGGGAAGAAUUUUGGGGGUUUUGCGCUGCUUUAUGUACUGCUUUCCUAAUCCACAUCUUAAACUCUCCUGAGUACAGCACAGCAGAGCCCAGUUGAGCUUCGCAAGUCGAUUGCAGCCUGUUAAACUCACAGCAGUGUUUUAUUUUUACUGUGUGAGACAGCUGGACUGAUAAAUGGAUGGGGUGCCCACACUCUGGGAGACAUCCACCAUAUCUGCACAGGUUAAUAGUCUCAUGUCCUUCCAGAGCAGCAUUUCCAAUGUCUUUAUACAUGCAUGCGAUCCCACUCACAGGGAUAAAAGGACUGAGUCUGUGGAAUGUUUUUAACUUCAGUGUUUGUGUCACACUGUAUAGUGUAUUCCAGUUAAUCUUUAUUAAAAUGCAGCCACAUUGA
This is a messenger RNA of Colius striatus (speckled mousebird), 9503 nucleotides long. RefSeq names its product zinc finger protein 438 (gene ZNF438). The record is from RefSeq and is a predicted model, not a curated record. NCBI's taxonomy places the organism in Eukaryota, Metazoa, Chordata, Aves, Coliiformes, Coliidae. Bases 816 to 3419 code for a protein of 867 amino acids. Gene Ontology annotation, cellular component: nucleus. Gene Ontology annotation, molecular function: sequence-specific DNA binding; DNA-binding transcription factor activity, RNA polymerase II-specific. The transcript has 8 exons. Gene Ontology annotation, biological process: regulation of transcription by RNA polymerase II.